Molecule: messenger RNA, 3777 nt
Organism: Aspergillus calidoustus
Lineage: Eukaryota; Fungi; Ascomycota; Eurotiomycetes; Eurotiales; Aspergillaceae
Source: the annotation of a GenBank genome assembly
CCUUCCUAUUCAGCCGCAACAGCGCCUCUAUCCCGUGACAAGCCUCUCCCUGACACUUAUCCAAACCGUGCAAGAGCAAUGCUCCGCUUAAUAAGGUACUCUAUCCGAGUGACUGCGUGCCCAUUUGAGCCCACGCAUUAGUGCCGCUAAACGCAGGAACCCAUUGGCCCAGGGACACCAUGGACAUCAGUAGCCCCGGCAGACAACAUGCAACUCCCACUGGGCAGCCUUUAGCGAUUGGCCUGGUAGUCUUUUUGCUUCUCCUACCUCUUCUAAUCAGGCAUCCGUGGGCCAUCCUCGAUUGAAUCUUGCCAGAAGGGAUGCCCAAUCAUUGUCCGGAAUGUGUGGGGGUCAGCGAGGCGCCUUUUCGUCACUGGCCUCAGCCUCGCCGGCGAAAAUAAUAAGAAGGUCGUGAUCGUCCAAGGACUGAACCCUCCUUCAGCCUUCUUCUGUUAGACCAUCCGCCAUUUUAAAUUCAGAGCGAAUAUCUCCAGCAUGGUGGAAAUUGUCGGUACAAUCUCCGCCCUCUUCGCUGUCACCGAAGCUGUUACAAAGUUGUCCUCGACAAUCUCACAGAAGUAUUUCUUUUCGCUUCCACGGUCCAACUCAGAAUUUUUCGGUCGUCCAAAGGAGCUUCAACGUAUGCAAAGGUUUCUCAUUCCAUCAGACGACACGCAAGAGUCAGAAGAGCUCCCCGAUACUGAUUAUGUCCCGGACGAUGGCGAUAAACACGAGGACCACACGUCUACGAGUAUGUCCAGAUGGAAGAACAGACCACUCGUCCUAUUGGGGCUUGGAGGUGUAGGGAAAACGGAGCUAGCCACAGAGUAUGCACAUCGCCACAAGGGCUACUACGAGACGAUUUUAUGGAUCAAUUGCAGAACACGAUUGGUGUUUCAAGAAAGAAUCAAACACAUUUCGCGAGCACUGGGUCCGGAGAGCUUAUCUCGUGAUUCCUGGGAUCUUUCCUGGAUGUAUCUUUCAUUCUGGCUUCAAGCAAGAAGUAAGUUGAACUCUCCGGCUGGAACAGUUCUGACGUCUUUAGAGCGUCCGUGGCUUAUCGUUCUCGACGAUGUGGAAGAUGGUACCGUCUUACAGGACGUACAGCUACCUCGAAAUCAUCGAGGCUCCAUAAUCAUUACCACCCGGAGUCGACUCGCAGCGGAAGUUGGGAUCGAGCUACCCAUCGAGCCUUUGACCCCAUCAGACGGGGCAGAACUUCUCCUAAGUCUUAUCGGUCAAAAGGAAUAUGACAGCAUUGACAGAACGGCAGCACUCAAUCUCAGCGAGCUUCUGGGUGGACUUCCACUGGCUCUUUCGCAAGUAGCUCGGAACAUACGGGGGACCUCGACUAGUCUGACUAUGUGCCUGGCAGGUUUUCGGGCAGUGCCCAAUCUUUCGAGAACGCACGGCAAAUAUGAUCUUACGCUUUCAUCAACGUAUUUGCUGUCUUUUAAACGCUUGAGUCCAGGUGCCUUCCGAUUGAUGGGUGUGCUCAGUGUCUUAGAUCCUGACAAAAUUCCCCAUGUUCUGUUAUCAGAGUACGCAGUAUCAGUGCCAAUGAGGGAGCUUGUUUCAUACUCUCUUGUCGGAGAUCUCUCGAUCGAAUCUAAUGCAUUCUAUGUGCAUCGGUUGGUUCGGUCUGCGUUUCUAGAGCAUUUGAGCGACAAAGAACACUCGGACGCACUUGAUACAGCGUCAGAAUUAAUCCUUCGGGCGUCGAGGCUAAUAUUGCCGUUAAAUGCUCAUGACUCGAUACUUAUUCCACAUAUUCUGUCGCUCUUGCAGGCAAAUGCAGCCAAUCGUCUACCUAAUUUCAAAAAACUGGAAGAGUUGGCGCAACGUUUCUCAGAGCAAGACAAUGACUCCAGUAUCGAUCUGUCCAAGGGACUAUUGAAACGGGCACUUACAGAAUCUGGUGAGCAAGGCUUCAUGACCAGCGAUGAAACCGCAUCAGUAUUCUCAACAGAUCAUAGCAUCUCAUCUAUGACAAGCAUGUCUGCUGUGGAUAGUAUGGAUGGCAUAACACGGAUGGUGACUAUCUUCCGGGAAGAUGAAACCCUGAUGAACAUCGCGUCCUGUGCAAAGCAAACGACUUUUUCGAGCACUUUUGAACGAGACUUUGCGGACCUUCUUGCGAUCUUUUCGGAGCAGUUAUGGAGAGAGGCCACCCAGCGAAUCGAGUAUGAGACUGCGGCAUGGAUUGGAAAGGCGCGGUUUCGAAUUUCCGCCGCUUUUUGUAGGGCGUUGAAGCACAAAGAAAGAUUAGAGCUUCCUCAACAGAAUCCCUUGCCUGAGGAAGCCAAGGUGCGGCGUUAUCUUCAGAGCAUUGAUGACAGCGACGAUGGGGAGGAGAAUAAAGAUGUGAGCCUUACUAAUCAAGAAGUACCCAGCUUCGACGACGAGAUAUCGCAGUUUACUCCCAGCCAUGUGUUUCAUCUGCAGCAAAGCCUUGAGCUCUUUAUCACCGAGUCGUUAUCGUUUACAAGGCUGAAGAGUGAUCUCCGCAGCCUUUAUGAUGAGAAAGUAGAACGGGCUGCGGCCUUGUCAACAUGGCCCAUAUAUAAGUCCCAACUGGUCUCUGGCGUCAUCAACUCCGAGAUCUCGCUCGUUACCAGGAUGGAAACCCUGCGCUCCCAGGGUAUAUCCAUUGCGGGUGGCCUACAAUUGGCUCUACUCAGAAUAAUAGCUGUAAUGCUGUCGAUAAGCUAUUCGAUUCUCACUGGAGCCCUGUGGUCGACAGCUCAUAUACAAGCCACUCAACGGAAGUGGGCAUGUUAUAGCACAGGCGCUGGCCGCAUCUCCGCGAGAUGGACAUGUGCUUGUGGUCAGAUGAUAUUCGACGAAUUCUUGGAGCUCAAGGAGGGCGCAGUUGAGGCGGCCAUGAAAGAGCUUAGCUCAGUCACUCGAACGUCCAAAGGCCAGGCGGCAAAUAAUAAAGGUGGUCCCCGUUUGGGUUCUCUGCGGGGCGCUACCCAAACAGCUAAAGAUUGGGCCACUGCUUCAUACACAACUUUGGAUAAUACUCUAACUAGUUGGCGAAGGACGAGGGCACAGCAAAAUAACAUGGUCAAGGCUAAGGCAUCGAGUUCAAGGCACCUGUCUAGCACCCUUUCUCAACGGUUCCUCUUUCUUUGCAUUUCUCAGUCGAGAGGAUACGUCAAGACAACAAUGAUCCCGGUUGACCUCGAUUUAAAUUCAGAUGGGGAGCUGUUUCUAAAGCUUAAGUCAGAGUAUCUCAAGCUGGUUGGUCCGUUCAGGCGUUACCUAUCUCUACGGAGUCUAAAGGAUAUCAGGUUUGUUCAGUUCAACAUUACCCGUCACCAACUCAUCGAUAUUCUUGCGCACUCCCGUGCUAUCAAUGACGCAGAGAAACGACAGAGCCUGCCACCGCAUAACCACCCCGACUACUCUUACUCGCCUACUCCCGUAACCAUGAUACCACCAGUUGGUCAUGACAGCCUGCGUCAUUGCUACGAGUGUCCCAACGAGUUCCGUGGCAGUGAUCACUGUCUAACUCGCUUCCCCGGGCAUCUUAAGAGUAUGGUCACGAUGCUGAACGGUGCUGAUGAAAAUAAAGCCUGGGGCGUCCAGCUUCUUGAUGGGAGAGACUACGCGUUCCUUUGGGUUACUGGGCUUAUAGUGUCCCUUGCUUCGCUUGCCUUUGGGAUCUCGUGGGCUGUGAUUCGAGAUGAUAUUUCUGGUGGGUUCACAGUUGCUGGCUAUACUGCUACCACUCUUGCGUGCUUUGUUGGGACGCUUCAGUAUAUGCUGUAG